Sitophilus oryzae (rice weevil) is the source of this 3897-nucleotide messenger RNA. RefSeq names its product erythroid differentiation-related factor 1. NCBI's taxonomy places the organism in Eukaryota, Metazoa, Arthropoda, Insecta, Coleoptera, Curculionidae. Gene Ontology annotation, molecular function: protein binding. The transcript is spliced from 13 exons. Gene Ontology annotation, biological process: positive regulation of DNA-templated transcription. The coding region runs from base 64 to 3510 and encodes 1148 amino acids. The record is from RefSeq and is a predicted model, not a curated record.
GUUUACUUGUCAAAAUUCCAGAAUUUUCGUGUUACUUUAAAGAUUAGAAUUUAAAUCUGUACAAUGUCAGAUGAAAAUGCAUCACCUACAGUUAAUAAGGAUGAUGAAACGAACCGGGAAAAAGUUAAAUCCAGAGCGAUAGUAAAGUAUUCCGCCCCAAAACCUGCUACUUUUGCUAAACUUCAAUACAAUACUGAUCUGAAUUUGCCCCCUUCAAACUGGUUAAGCAGUUCCGCGGACUCUUAUGGCUUACAAAGAGUUAUUUACCAUCAAAAGGGAUUCUCCAGCUUUAGAAUGGCACAUAUGUACCCUGACUGUGUGGGCGAAGUAGAUGUUGUUUCCGAUGCAGAAAACAUUAAAAAUCUACUAAAAAUACCUUACCACAAGGGUCACAUAAGUAUGAUGGUACACAGAGUAGAAAAUACGUUGCUUUUGGAUGAUUUUGAUAUUUAUAAACACCUUUUAAAAACAUCUGAAACCGAGUGGGAAUGGCUAAAGAAAUUCUUCUUUGAGAACAUAGGUAGAGAAACAUACGAGCAAGAUAAGCAUUUAUAUAUAAAGAGUCGAACUCAGAAGGCUUUAAAAGAGAAAAGUUUAGUGUCAAAGUUCUUGUAUCAUAGUCUUGUAGAGGGUGAUAACGAUUCUGAAGAAAAUCGGAGUCCUCUUAGACCCUAUAACUCACAGAAUAGUGAGACUUCUAUUCAGACUCCCCCAUUACCAGACCCAUCACCAAGCACGGAGUGCCCUGACUCACAUCCAUUUGAGUUUAAUAGGAAUGUUGUGUGGACUUUUGAGGAUAUUGAGAUGCUUUUGGGGACCGAUAUGCCUAUUUUUGGUGGUGGUACCCAUCCCUGUAUAUCUCUAAGACUGAGAGACAUGAGUAAACCAAUUUCUGUGCUCACGGGAAUUGAUUAUUGGUUAGAUAACUUGAUGUCUAAUGUUCCUGAGGUUGUGAUGUGCUACCAUAUCAAUGGUAUUGUACAAAAAUAUGAAUUAAUUAAAACUGAAGAUUUACCAAGGUUGGAUAAUUCAAAGUUUUCUCCAAAAUUGAUAAGGGAUGUUGCUCAAAGUAUACUGUCUUUUUUAAAAUCGAAUGCUACAAAGGCUGGGCAUACUUAUUGGCUUUUUAAGGGCAAAGAUGAGGAGGUGGUUAAAUUGUAUGAUCUAACUUCAUUAUGCUCAGAAGAAGAUGUACAGAAAGGCCAAAAUCCUUUUACCAUUCCUGUAGCUAUGCUUCUUUAUAGAGUGGGUAGAAAUAUGAAAAAUUUACCUGAUAGGAGACCACAACCAGGAACGAUCAGAAUGCUUCUAAAAAACGUCAUCAAGCUUCUGCCAGAAGAAAAAUAUCCAGAAAUAAUAACCUCGUCGCAUUAUAUGCUCUCAGAUCUUUAUGUGCCGGCUGAAGUUAAUCCAGAAGACCCUAAGCUUGAUCAAAACGAAAAAGAAGAUGAUGAGGCCAGUGUUUAUGAUGAUGAUGAUGACGAAGAAAAUUUAUCAACUGAUGCCGUUUCGGUUCUGGACUUAGAAAAACCGAAGAAUGAUGAAAGUUUUAGGAAUUUCUAUAAACCUCCACCUCCAAUCAAUGGUAGCUUGGAGGAGAGGUGUAUUUCUGCUGUAGGACAUGUUGCUGGGGGGUUGAAUUGUCUUCAGUAUUUUUCGGAGAGCAAAGAAGAUGAAAAAAAGGAAGAAGAGGCUCAUAUGGCCAAACCGUUUGAGCCCAUUCCUAUGCCUUAUGGAAAACUAAGCGACGAGAAAAAUCCCACUACUAGUUCAGAAACAGAAAAUCAGGGCUCGUCCAAGCGUAAAAAACGGGACAAAAAGAAAAAAUCCCAAGUAGAAAAUAAUGGAAAAAUGGCUUUAAUACCUAAAGACCCUAGCGACGCUCCCUAUCCAAAAUGGCCCACAUUCGAUCCUAGUACUAUAUCGUGGAAAGGUCACUUAAAAACACUGCUUUUUGAAAAGGCGGUGCUAAUAUACGCCAUCUUGGCUGAGUUUUACAUUACACAGGGUCGAUACGGCGAAUGCUUGAGGGUUUUGGGUAUUUUGGCGCGAUGUCAGCUGGCCUUAGACCGUAUACAGUGGUCCAGGGGAGUCUUGAGACUGAGCUGCUUGCCGGGUAGAGCUGGAGACGCGUGUUUGAUGAUCGUGCAACGCUGGAAGAACGUAGAGAUUUAUAGAGAACAGUUGCAGUCGCAUCGCGAUGAGGAUAUUAGGUUGUUAGAAAAAGUUGAACAAGACGAGAGAGCACACAAAGUAAACCUGGGCGACAGCGAAACUAAGGUCGUGUUCAUACCGGAUAUUCGUACCAUAGAGCAAAUGCUUAUAAAAACGGUCGAAUGCUACGAGACAGCAUUAAAAAUGUCUUCUUCCGAAAGCAUAAUGUUUCGCCUGGCCAACAGCCUGAACGAGCUGGCGAGUUACUACUUGAACGUAGCGAAAAACGCUAAACUACCCAAGGAUAUCAUAGAGGCUUGCAACAAAAGUGAGCCUUACUUGGUAAAAGGCUUGCAAUUAUUUGAAAAGGCCAAUAAUGAUGCUAAUAUAGCCUUGUUGAGCUCCAACAUGGGUCAUCUGCAUCGACUUCUAGCUUACGCUCAUACUCCCGAAGAAAGGAGCGAAUUGACACCACAAGAACGGAAACACUACAGCAAAGCUUUCCAGAGCUACAAAAGGGCUUUGAGAGUUUUAGGUGACAGGAAACAUUGUCCGGGUAUAUGGGAUGCUGUGACGUGGGAGCUGAGUACAGCAUUAUUCACUGUUAGCUGUAUUUUGUACGAAAAUCCCCCUUCUGAUGUGUCGAAAUCUGAAGCCGAAAAACAAGUACUGGAAGCAUUACAGACCGCACUGGACCACUGUGAUUUGGACGAGUCAAAACCCAAGUUUCCUUUGUAUCAAUACAGGGCGGCUACUUUGCAUUUUAGGAUGGGUUCCCUUUGGCACGCCCAUGCUUGGAAUUCAACGACAGAUUCCAAGAAACAGGCCGUUCAAUUGGCCCAACGUCACUACGAUAAGGCUGUGAAAUUAUUUUUAGUCUCCGGAGAUGCCUUGUGCUACCUCACUGGCCAGAUGCAGAGGGUUGCUUUGACCGAGUUUUUAGUUGAAGGUAGUUCUUCUGCAACAACGAAGUUAAAACACCUCCAAGCCUGUUUAGAUUACUUUUUAGACACGGACGAAAUUCUAGAAUUGCUUCUAGACAAGAAAAUCGAGGUUUCAGACGAAAAUAAGGAAAGUAUUACAGCGGAAAAAGGCAAAUCCUUCAAGUCACUCCAUUCUCUUUUAAAACUAGUUAAAACCAGGCUACAACACGUAUUAAAAUCGCUGGUUAAACUGUGCCUGUCCAAGCCAAGUCCAAACAAAGAGAGCCCCGUGUUAGCUGAGCUGUACAAAGCCUCAUAUAAAGCUACUUUUGAGCUGAGUGAUGAGCUAGAUUGCGAUGCUUUAUUAAAACGUUUACAUAAGGCCUUGCGAGAGGUAAAAAAUAUAUUAAGGUCGCACAGAGACGCUUCUUAGUGCUCUGUUUUGUAUUACGUUGAAGUAUUUUAAUAGGUUUUCAUUAAUUAUGACGUUCCAAGUUAUACAACCAACAUUACGUCGAGUCCUUAGUCUUAAAUAACAGAACGAAGCCUUUGUAAAGAUAACAUAAGGUUUCUCAAUAAAUUUGUUUAAGAUUUAGCGUUUUGCUGGUUGCAUAUUUAGUGAAAUUAAUUGGUUUUUGAUGAAAUUUUGGAAUUCUACAUUACUUAUUUUAAUUUUUUCUUAACAGCGCAGAUAUCCAAAAAUUUACAUUGUAUUUUAUAUGCUUUUAGUGUUUUUUUAUAUGUACUUUUGUUGAUUUGAUAAGUUUCUUCACUAUGAAGCUGUGAUAUAAGUGUUAAAUAUAUUCUUGAAAGUUGAAAA